Messenger RNA from Phytophthora nicotianae INRA-310, 1457 nucleotides. RefSeq lists its product as hypothetical. Lineage: Eukaryota; Oomycota; Peronosporomycetes; Peronosporales; Peronosporaceae. The transcript is spliced from 3 exons. The record is from RefSeq and is a predicted model, not a curated record. The coding region runs from base 57 to 725 and encodes 222 amino acids.
UGUGUACCGUAUUUGUGGUACCGAUAAAAUUGUAUGCUCCACUUCGAAUCUUGAGGAUGGCGCCACGUACAGCUCCAGACUCGCCGGAGGCUGGCACCAUGCGGAUGCGGAUGCGAUUCUUGGCCCCUUACUACGUUUGCAAUGCCAUUGCACUGCUCAUGUAUGUUCCAAUCCGCUAUCAACGCAGCAGUGAAGCGCUGCUGGAGAGAGAAAACUUCCUCAACUUACCACUGGAGCAAGAAAUUUUCUUGCUAGCGCUAGGUUCGUGGCUGCUGAAUUAUCGCAAAAAGGCAACAGCAGACGGCGUCAUCGCGCUCUUCUUCAUGUACGGCAAGAUUGCUGUCCUGGCGUCACUUUACUACUUGGACAUCACCCUGUUCGGGUGGUACGCGGUCGUCUGUUUAGUGCUGUUCGCGGCGGUGGGACAACCCAGAUACGAAGGUCCAUCCAAGAUAGCUGAGCUGGACCCUGCAGCUGUGGAAAAGCUGGUCAAAAAACCUGCUGGAUCCAAGAAGAAGGGCCCGCCUAACUCAUGGCUUGUUUUCUACUACGCCGACUGGAGUGACUCCUGCGUGGAGCACGAACCCAUGCUCGCUGACCUCUCGCUCAGGUUCGUUUGUGAUACCUGGAGUUGCGUGGUCUUUAAGACGAGAGCAAUAGAUGAACCCUUGCGUUGUGUGCCAGAUAUUCCUCGAGCACGCUGCAAUUCGGCCGGGUUGACGUGAAUAAGUGGUCGGACCUGGCUGUGGAGAACCGGAUCAAUGUGUCCACGUCGUCGUGGCAAUUGCCGACCUUGGUCCUUUUCCAGGACGGCGAAGAAGUCAUGCGCUUACCUCCAAUUGACGAGAACGGAAAAGUCACGAAGACGGUGCUCGACCGGGUAAGGACGCAGCGGUUCUAUUGAUCACAGCUUUGUAGAAACUGCCAAGGCUCUAUUGACGGAUUUCUCACCGUCUUGUAUUUGGUAACGCAUUUAGGAGGGCCUUAUUACUGUUUUCAAGCUCCAGGAGCUGAAAGAGGGCAAGCCGACGGCAUUUAAACCGAAGAUGAGCUAGGACAUGAUGUCGAUUGUAUCACGCUAUACUGAUUCUGAUCCGUUUGUUUUGUACUAAGGGAUUUUAAAUGGAAUUACUCUUGCGGGAAAACCAGGGCAAUAGCAGUACUUGUUGCUGAAGGAAACCUUCCUUUUUUUGAGUUCCAGGAGUGCGUAAGAUACUGGUGUGGUAAACAUAACGGCAGCAAUCAGACCAUCACUCCUCAAUGUACCUGACGCAAGCGCGUCAGCGCUAAUGACGUACAUGUGAUGCGGUGAUCAGGACACGCCUCUCAAAAACGUAUUGCCUUCCAUGCUAUCAACACGGGUGGAUUAAUAACGAGAAGCUGGUGAUGGCAAACCCACCAGCAGCCAAACAGCAUGCUGAUGAUCUAAUCAUCCAAUUCUAGGCCUUCUGAUGACG